Molecule: messenger RNA, 657 nt
Organism: Guyanagaster necrorhizus
Lineage: Eukaryota; Fungi; Basidiomycota; Agaricomycetes; Agaricales; Physalacriaceae
Exons: 1
Coding region: 44-217 (57 amino acids)
Source: RefSeq, a predicted model, not a curated record
CUUGGUGUCCGUAAGGCCUUUUAGAUAUACUAUCGCCCCUAGAAUGAGACCCAUCUUUACCUGUCUGUUGGUGCUGUGCGCAUCUUUAACAGCCCAGGCGGUGGCCAUCAGCUGUGGUUCGUUCCCUCGACAGCUAUCCCGUCAUGGUCCAUUGACUCGCCAUCAUAGGUGCGACCAACUCCACAACGCCCGCACGCGAGACAUGCGACGAAAGUAGGUCGUUGUCCUUUCGUCACAGUGUGGCUAGGCGCGUUCAUGUGUAUGUACCGAAGGCACAAACCAUGACGCUACUCUCAACACUAUGUUUUUGGCCGGCGCGUUGGAGCCGAUCAAGGACGACAAGGAUUAAGUAGUGGCUCUGAAUGUGUCUGAAUACUUUGAGCCUACCUGACAUGCAGAAUAAGUGAGUAUGCAGGUUCCAGGAGAAAUUGCGAAUAUUCCUCUGAUGUCCCCCCAGAUGGCUGAUUCUUUUCAAAUUGGGCUGCACUCGGGCUGAACUGAGUUGUAAUAACAUUGUAGUCAAAUAUGAUACUUGCUGAGUUGCGAGACCUAACAGUGUCGGAGCUAGAAGCAUUACUGGUCGUAGGGCUUUUCCACCGAUCUGCUGAAAAUUUUAGAUAGUAUCUGUUCAUGCGAACAAAAGGUUCAACAUUAUAG